This is a messenger RNA of Exophiala viscosa, 660 nucleotides long. RefSeq lists its product as uncharacterized. Lineage: Eukaryota; Fungi; Ascomycota; Eurotiomycetes; Chaetothyriales; Herpotrichiellaceae. The record is from RefSeq and is a predicted model, not a curated record. The transcript has 2 exons. The coding region runs from base 1 to 660 and encodes 219 amino acids.
AUGGGGAGGGCGCAGGUCGAAGAUAAUGACUGGUAUGGAGUGCAAGACCCUCGCAAGCGCAAGCAGAUCCAAGACAGACUGGCACAGAGGGCGCGACGGAAACGUCUAGCAGACUCGAAGAUCCCCAAUGAGGGUACUUCAGUUACGAGAGACACGGCGAGUACUUCGCCAGAAUCCGGCAGCAACGACCGUGACAAGAAUGAAGAGUCGCUGCGUCCACUCACUCUUUCGAUACCUCGCAGUCCUAGCUCAUAUCCGGCUUUCGUUUCUCCAUCGGCUAAACCAGAUACCUGCAUGCCAGUGUACCUGAAUGGCUCCGUCUUCACGGCGUUGUUUCAGAAUGGUGCAAUGAUGGGUCUCUUAUGCUCAAGCACUUUUGCACACAAGUCAACGCCCUUUGGGUCUGAAAUACCUACAACCAUACGCCCUACCACACUCCAAAUCACCAGAGUCCAUCCUUCAUGGAUUGACCGCUUUCCUUUCCCAAAGAUGAGAGAUAACAUGAUUACUCUGCUGAGCGUGAUUGACGAAGAAGAAUUUCUGGCCGACUUAUUCUGCAUGACCAGCUUCACGGUCGAUGACGGUGGCGCGUCAUGGGAUCCCAGAGCCUGGAAGAUUGGCAAAGACUUUUCAGCGAAAUGGGGCUAUCUCUUCUAUUGA